Messenger RNA from Manacus vitellinus (golden-collared manakin), 2911 nucleotides. It is a transcript of the gene DAG1, whose product is annotated as dystroglycan 1. NCBI's taxonomy places the organism in Eukaryota, Metazoa, Chordata, Aves, Passeriformes, Pipridae. Gene Ontology annotation, cellular component: dystrophin-associated glycoprotein complex; basement membrane; sarcolemma. Gene Ontology annotation, molecular function: laminin binding; calcium ion binding. The annotation marks the transcript as partial. The record is from RefSeq and is a predicted model, not a curated record. Gene Ontology annotation, biological process: muscle attachment; morphogenesis of an epithelium; axon guidance. The transcript has 2 exons.
GAAACCCUUCCUCUCUUUAAUGGCAGUGGCAGCUUGCAGUUAAAUCAAAAGCUGAGGCACAGACGGUCGCGUGGCCAGUAUCCUCUGCCCAUUGCAAAGUCUGUGUGUGUUGGAUGGAUGGCUUGGGUACCAUAAUUAAUGUGCUGAUUGGGUUUCCCAUGUCUAACCAGGUUCCCAGGACUCCUAGAAUGAGGCUGCUGUGAAGGACUGGUGGAUCCCCUGCCUGCGCUGCCGUGCCUGCAGAUUCCCUGCGAUCCCCUUUCUGGCUGGAGCACCGUUACCGAGGCUCCUGGGAAGAAUGACUGUUGGAUGCCUACUGCAACCCCCUUUCCUGGGGAGGACUUGGCUCCCCAUGCUGCUGCUGGCAGCCUCUGCCCACUGCCACUGGCCCAGCGAGCCGGCAGAAGUGGUUCGGGACUGGGAAAACCAACUGGAGGCCUCCAUGCACUCCGUGCUCUCGGACCUCCGGGAGACUGUGCCGGCUGUGGUGGGCAUCCCGGACAGCUCUGCGGUGGUGGGACGCUACUUCAGAGUCUCCAUCCCCACAGAUUUAAUUGCUUCCAAUGGAGAAGUUGUCCAGAUCUCCGAAGCUGGGAAGGACUCCUUGCCUUCUUGGUUGCACUGGAACGCGGAGAGCAGCUCCCUGGAAGGGCUGCCCCUGGACACGGACAAGGGCGUCCACUACAUCUCGGUGACCACGCUGCAGCACUUCCCAAACGGGAGCUAUGUGCCACAGACCACAAACGUCUUCUCCGUUGAGGUGCACCAGGAAGACCACAACGAGCCUCAGUCGGUGCGAGUGGCCGUCCAAGACACGGGUGACGCAGCGCCGUUUGUGUGCGGCUCGGAAGAGCCGGUCACCAUCCUGACUGUCAUUCUGGAUGCCGACUUGACAAAAAUGACACCAAAGCAGAGGAUCGAACUCUUAAACAGAAUGAGAAGCUUCUCAGAGGUGGAACUUCAUAACAUGAAGUUGGUUCCUGUUGUAAAUAACAGACUCUUUGACAUGUCGGCCUUCAUGGCUGGACCGGGAAAUGCAAAGAAGGUGGUGGAAAAUGGGGCCUUACUCUCAUGGAAAUUGGGAUGUUCUCUGAGCCAAAACAGUGUCCCCAACAUCAGCAAGGUGGAGGCUCCAGCUAAGGAAGGAACCAUGUCUGCCCGCCUUGGGUACCCUGUUGUUGGCUGGCACAUUGCUAACAAGAAACCUCACCUCCCAAAGAGGAUGCGGCGGCAGAUCAACGCCACCCCUACGCCUUUGACUGCCAUCGGGCCGCCCACCACUGCCGCACAAGAACCGCCCACCAGAAUUGUCCCCACCCCGACAUCACCUGCCAUCGCGCCUCCCACGGAGACGACGGCACCCCCCGUCCGGGAGCCCAUUCCCCUGCCGAGGAAACCCACGGUCACCAUCAGAACCAGGGGCCCCAUCGUUCAGACGCCCACGCUGGGACCGAUCCAGCCAACCAGGGUAGCAGAAGGCACGGGCACGGCCUCUGUGCCGAUUCGCCCCACGAUGCCCGGGUAUGUAGAGCCCACGGCCGUGAUCACGCCGCCCUCAACUACCACCAAGAAGCCAAGAGUCUCCACUCUGAAGCCAGGCACGCCAUCCACAACGGAUUCCUCCACGGCGAUAACACGAAGGCCUACUCGAAGGCCCAAAACUCCCCGUCCAACAAAGCCUCCCAGCACAACCAGAUCCCCCAUCUCCAAGCUGACAACAGCCUCCCCACCGUCCCGUGUGCGCACCACAGCGAGCGGGCUCCCCCGGCCCUGGGAGCCCAAUGAGCCGCCCAAGCUGACGAACCACAUCGACAGGGUCGACGCAUGGGAGGGAACUUACUUCGAGGUUAAGAUACCGUCAGAUACCUUCUACGACAAGGAAGACACCACCACUGACAAGCUGCAGCUGACCUUGAAGCUGAAGGAGCAGCAGAUGAUCGAGGAGAAUUCAUGGGUGCAGUUCAACAGCACCAGCCAGCUCAUGUACGGCAUGCCAGACCGCAACCACAUCGGGAAGCACGAGUACUUCAUGUACGCCACUGACAAGGGCGGGCUUUUUGCCGUGGAUGCUUUCGAAAUCCAUGUCCACAAACGCCCGCACGGGGACAAGUCUCCAGUGAAGUUCAAGGCCAAGCUGGAAGGGGACCACAAUGCGGUGGUGAAUGACAUCCAUAAGAAGAUCAUGCUGGUGAAAAAGCUGGCUCUGGCAUUCGGUGACAGGAACAGCAGCACCAUUACGGUGCAGGACAUUGCCAAAGGCUCCAUUGUCGUGGAGUGGACUAACAACACGCUGCCCCUGGAGCCCUGCCCUCGGGAGCAGAUCCGGACUUUGAGCAAAAAAAUUGCUGAUGACUCUGGGAGGCCGAGCCCAGCUUUCUCCAACGUCCUGCAGCCCGAGUUCAAGCCUCUGAACGUGUCAGUGGUCGGCUCCGGCAGCUGCAGGAACAUCCAGUUUGUCCCCAUGACCAAGGACGGCAGGGUGAUCUCCGAGGCGACGCCGACGGUGGUGGCAGGCAAAGACCCCGAGAAGAGCAGCGAGGACGACGUGUACCUGCACACUGUCAUCCCUGCCGUGGUGGUGGCCGCCAUCCUCCUCGUGGCCGGCAUCAUCGCCAUGAUCUGCUACCGCAAGAAGAGGAAAGGGAAGCUGACCAUCGAAGACCAGGCCACCUUCAUAAAGAAAGGCGUGCCCAUCAUCUUCGCCGACGAGCUGGACGACUCCAAGCCUCCGCCAUCCUCCAGCAUGCCCCUCAUCCUCCAGGAGGAGAAAGCCCCACUCCCCCCCCCAGAGUACCCCAACCAGAGCAUGCCAGAGACCACGCCACUCAACCAGGACACCAUCGGGGAGUACACGCCGCUGCGGGAUGAGGACCCCAACGCGCCGCCCUACCAGCCUCCCCCGCCCUUCACC